GAAGUUCGGCUCUCGGGCGGGUCGGUAGGGGGCGGUGUGAUCGGUGCACGUGAGCCUCCAAAUAACCAACGAAGAAGAAAAACUUGGUCCGAAUCCCAAUCGGGUUCCUAUUGGAUAUGUAGUGCACUAUAUAGGGCGCAUAAGGCAGCGGGUUGUACACUAUGUAGUGCGCUUAUGUAGGGAGAAAGGAGUGAAAUUGGGAUUCGCCGUUUGCACCGGAGCACGUUUUUAGUCACCGAGUCUCGCGCUGUGCGACAGAACUUUUUUCCCUCUCUCGGUGUACCGGAGAGAGGAGCAUGCACGCGCUCAGCGCCGGUGCCGUGAAGUCUGAAGAGAGCUGCAGGAGGAUGAGGAUGAGGAGGAAGAGGCUCGAGCGGUUCAUGCGCGAGCUCGUCUUGCAGAAAGAAAUGCCGGUGUGUGUGAGCAGUCGAACCCGGGCGUCAUGUGAUCUCUGUAAGCCCGUGAACGCCCCCCGGAGGUGCCAGGAUGCCCGUGCAGGCGGCGCAGUGGACGGAGUUCCUGUCCUGCCCCAUCUGCCUGAACGAGUUCAACGCCGGCGGACACAAACCCAUCAGCCUGGGCUGCUCACACACCGUGUGUAAGACGUGUCUCCACAAACUGCACCGUAAAGCCUGUCCCUUCGACCAGACCGCCAUCAGCAUCGACAUCGAGCUCCUGCCCGUCAACCGCGCCCUGCUGCUGCUGGUGGGGGCGCAGGUUCCUGAAAGCCAGAGUGUGUGUCUGGGCAGCACUGAAGACACGCAGCAUUAUGACGUGUGCAGGACAUGUGUGGAGGAGUUGGCGCUGUACCUCAAACCCAUCACUGGGGGGAAAGGCGUGGUGUCUCCGAGUGCGAGCGCGCUCAGUCGGCCCAUGCAGAGGAAGCUGGUGACUCUGGUGAACUGCCAGCUGGUGGAGGAGGAGGGCCGCGUGAGGGCACUACGGGCGGCUCGCUCUCUAGGAGAACGCACCAUCACCGAGCUCAUCCUGCAGCACCAGAACCCACAGCAGCUCUCCGCCAACCUGUGGGCCGCCGUCAGGGCGCGGGGGUGUCAGUUCCUCGGACCUGCGAUGCAGGAGGACGCACUGAAGCUCGUACUGCUGGCUCUCGAGGACGGCUCGGCUCUCUCUCGCAAGGUUCUGGUGCUCUUCGUGGUCCAGAAGCUGGAAGCUCGGUUUCCUCAGGCCUCCAAGACGAGCAUCGGACACGUGGUGCAGCUUCUGUACCGAGCUUCCUGCUUUAAGGUGACGAAGCGUGAUGAAGACUCCUCGCUGAUGCAGCUGAAGGAGGAGUUUCGUACGUACGAGGCUUUGAGGCGCGAACACGACGCACAGAUCGUCCACAUCGCCAUGGAGGCGGGGCUCCGCAUUUCUCCUGAGCAGUGGUCCUCUCUGCUGUACGGCGACCUCGUCCACAAAUCACACAUGCAGUCCAUCAUAGACAAGCUUCAGUCCCCAGAAUCCUUUGCGAAGAGCGUGCAGGAGCUGACGAUCGUCCUGCAGAGAACCGGAGACCCGGCCAACCUCAACAUCCUCCGAGCUCCGCUAGAGCUCCUGGCUGGCAUUGACCAGAACCUGGAUGCAGCCGUGCCCUCGUGGGAGGAGCUUGAGUCUGUGAUGUUGGCGGUGAAGGUCGUGGUCCACGGGCUCGUCGAGUUCAUCCAGAAUUUCAGCAAAAAGAGUCACGAGACGUUUCAGUCUCAGCCCAACAGUAAAUACAAGACUAGCAUGUGCCGAGACCUGCGGCAGCAAGGAACCUGCCCACGGGGUGUCAACUGCACCUUCGCCCACACCCAGGACGAGCUGGAAAAGUACCGAAUGAGGAAUAAGAAGGUCGGUUCUGGAACCAGACCGUCCCUUCUGUCCAAAACGGGUGCCGUUAAAUCCUCAGCUGUAGACGCGUGUCCCGGCGAGCAGGAGGGCGGGGCCUCGGAGAGCUCCUCCCCCACUCGCCUCGUGCCCAGAGGAGGAGAGCAGGAGCAGGAGGAGCUGAUGAAGGAGCUAGCUGACGGAUUCCCGGCUACCAGCCAAGACCUGAAAACGGGUUCUCCUCCGAAGAGCCCAGCGUCAGGACCUCCUGCAGACGCCUCGCUGCUCCUCAAACCCGCUUCCGUACCGCAGAGAGGUCACCACGAGGUCACGUACUUUCCUGAACAGAGAUCUGCGUACGAUCUGCCGUCCUGCCCGUCUGGUAAUUUUUUCCCUGCUCCUCUGUCGAACCCUCACAAACCCUACCUGCCUCGCUUCCCUCGCUCCAGCCCCGCCUCUGACUCCUCAGCCCCGCCUCCUCUGGCUCCUCCCUACCCUGACUCGCCCCUCCCGUCCCGUUUAGGCAUGUCUCCGUAUCCCCCCUCCCCCUCUUACCCACCCCUUCCUCACUCUCACCCCCACGGUCACGGCGUUUACGCUCCCGUCUACGACAGUCGGCGUCUCUGGAGGCCUCAGCUGUACCACAGACAGGACGGCCGGAGCAACUCGCUCCCUCUGGAGGUGCUGCACUCGUCCAUCUAUCAUCCCCCUCUCCGGGAGCGCUUCAACUCGCUCGACAGCGCCUACUGCAGCGCCUCCAGCAGGAGAGCCGCGCUGCACCGGGAGGCGUAUGGCCGAGCCGCUCUGGGCUCUGAGGAUUUCUACUCUCUCCGUCAGGAACAGUGGUCGCAUCAGCACCACGGCUCGGGCCGAGCGGCGCAGCAUUCCCCCGUCUUCACUGUGGAUCUCUGCCCUGAGUGUGUGGAGAGCGGUGUGUGUGUGAGCUGUAAAUGUGGAGGUGGAGAUACUCCUCUCGGUCGUUACUCGCCGUGGUCGUGUGGCGCCGUCGGCCCGUUCGACUCGGAGCCUCUUUACUCUCACACCUGUUCCCAACACACGGACGGUGAGUGUACGGCUAAACACUGGCUGCACGUUUCUGAGCCGUACAGACGUGUGAAGGAAGAGGACCCCAUCAUCCCGUUCGGCGAGGGUCCCAUCAUCUCAAAGUGGGGCGCCAUUUCACGCUCGUCUCGCACAGACCACCACACCACCGAACCCGUUCAGGCCACGGCGACGCACAGCCGCACAACCACCACCACGCUCAUCAACUUCAAAGAUUACAGCUCUCAGGUCGGACAGGGCGAGUGCCGGUGGAGUCCGUGUGUGUUCGAGCCGACUCGCUCCGGGUUCCUAGAGAGUGAGCAGAAACGCAGCUCCUUCAGCACCGCCGGGAAACGUGCAGCCGAGUUCCUGGCUCGCGACGGAGCAGAGAGCGGACCGGACCGGGACAUCGAGCUGGAGCUGUGCGCUCUGCACAUGGAGGACUCAGAACCACCGGGGAUCCAGUCUGAGGCGUCUUUGGGGCCCCGGUGUGAAAAUCACCUCUCCAGUGUGUUCAGUGACGGAGCAGGAAGCUCGCGGACGGCGCAGUCGUUAUCUGAGCACAUGGACGCUCAUUUACUGAAGAAGAUGGCAUUUCGGAAGUCUCUCUCCCCCGGGGGCCUGAACGCUGGAGGUCUCACUGUGGGCGGUCUGGUGAUGAAGACGGGUUCACUAAGACCUCCAGGAGACGCAGCCGGACCGAGCCCGGGACCCGAGAUGAUUCUGAACGGGAGCUAAAAAAAAAAAAAUUUCAGUGAUUUAGAGUCUGAAUGUUGGGUCAAAGCUCACGGCACUGAUCCAUGAGACCUUAGAGUCUCGUUUAUUAUUUUCUUAAAGCACUUGCUUCCCCAAAUUAAUUUCAAACAUCUUUCCAGUAAUCAGAUGUUUAUGGAACAUAACCCAGUUUUUUGUUUUGUUUUGUUUUUUAAAGAAAACCUAUUGAAAAACAUUAUGCAUUUUUUUUUUUCAAGCUUCACUCCUUUAAUUUUUUUUUCUCUCUAUUUUUUUUUUCUGCUUUUUAAAAUUUUGCAGCUUAUGCAAAUGUGUUUGUUCACAACCCCCAUCUCAGGUCACCUAGCUGCCAAUCAGAAUCCACUCCUUAGCCAAUCAGAGGCCUCCGAUUACUCUUCCAUCGGAAAUAACAGUAGUAGUAAUAAUAAUAAUAAUAAUGAUGAUGAUAAUCUGCAUUUGUGAUGAGCUUAAUCUAUUGCAGUUCCUGCCUGUAGGUUUCUAUAUUUCUACUAAAUGUUUACAGUGUGUGUGUGUGUGUGUGUGUGUGUGUGUGAGAGAGAGGGGGGAAAAAGCCUGGUGCUCCGUAAAUACUGUACAUUGCAUAUGUCAUGGUGCAGUACUAAUGACUCAGUUGACAUGCAUGAAACGAGUGUUUUUUUUUUUUUUUUUUUUUUUUUUUGGUUUUUGUAAUGAUCUCUUUGCGUGAAUGUGCCUAUGAAGUGGUUUACGGUAUUUUCUGCUCCCUCUGAGGCUUCGUCAAGCGGCUGUUUUAUUUUUAAAUGGCUAUCGGAUCAAAUUGAUUUUUUUUUUUUUUUUUUUUUUUUUUUACAGCAGCAUUAACGUGUGUGUGUGUGUGUGUGUGUGGUAACGGUGUCCUAUUCAUUUAAAGGAACAGCAAACCUCCAUUUAUAAAUUUCUCACAUUCAGCUCUACAGUGAAGUUUAGUUCAUGUUUAUAGAAGACAGGAAGUCUCGCUGUGUCCUAAACCGCAUCGGCACGUGAAAAAGACGCCGAUUUUCACUAAAGACAGACUUGUUAGCGUAAUUAGUGUAGGUGUGACACACCGAACGUGUCGACUUCAUCACACCGAACGUGUCGACUUCAUUUGGUGUGAGUGGGGAAAAAUGUUCCUGAUUGAUCUUUUGAGAAUUUCGGCGUCUUGUGCUUGAACUUUGAAGUGUUGCUUUUGAUGGAGUUGUUGAAACGAGUGUUUAAGGUGUUAGCAAAACGCAGCACUUCUCCUACAGUCUGGUUUAUACUUCUGCAUUGAAGCGUAUUUGUGUCGCAACACGGAGACGCACUUCCACGCGCCACACCGAUUAACAGGUGCGCAGUCCUCUUAAAUCCUAACAGCUAAUCGUGUGUGUGUGUCUAUGGAGCUGUGUGUUAAGCCAGCCUUCAAACGAACGCUGAUUGGUUGAGGCGAGGAGGUGUGUCCGGUUGUGAUAAAUCUGCAAAAUUGACAUCUAUCAAAUAAGAUACGAGAGAGAGAUGUUGAGAUACAGCUCGUCUCUAGAUGUUAGAGGUGUAACGAUACACAGAAUUCAAAUUCGAUACGAUUUCCAUGCAGUGGCGUUUCAAACACGAUGCAUUUUCAAAAAUAAGCGUUGGCUGAGAAACGUGCUUUAGGUUUCUGUUUUCAGUUGGUUAAAUUGAAUCGUAAGUAACAAUGACUGUAUCUGUUCAGACUCGUAGCAGUGUAUAACAAAAUAAAUUUAAGCAUGGCUAAUUAAACAUUAGCUCUCUGGCCAAGCUUUCAGUGGUGUGACUCUAAAGGGGGCGUGUCUGAAGUGUUUAAUUUUUUUAUUCUGCUGUUAUCUAUCUGUCGGUUACGCAGCUCUCUGUAGCCCUGGAUGUGUUUUUGAAUGCUGCGUUCUCCGCUUUACUGACUAGAGUCUCAUACCUGCAGCUAUGAACAGGGCGUGCUGCUUCCUGUUUUCGUCUAGUUCCGUGCAGAAGCGUGGACGCGUGCGCGGUUUUAGAGUCUGUGUAACAUUUUCAGUCCACCACUCGCUAGCGUUGCAGCUUAACGGGAAGCUGAUGUGCUUCCUUAUACCUGACUGGAAAGAGCGCACACACCAGUAUGCUAGCGUAUUGCAUGCUCGUGAAACACGGUGCACUUCUUAGCUGAAAUGUUUUGUUUGUUUGUUUGUUUGUGUUUCGAAAUUCCAGAUAUGAGGUAAUGAGUGUAAGCUUGAUUUAAGCUGAAAUGUUUUAGACCUCUCAUGAUAGAAGCAGUGUGUUAUAACGACUUUAUUAUGCAGCCUGUUAAAUGUAUUCAGUGUACAAAUGUAUCGAAUCGAAAGCCUCCUAUCGAGCGAUACGAUGUGAUGCACGGUAUCGUUACACCUCUACUGUAUACAAAAUAGUAUAUAAAACUUAAUGUUUCAGUUGAUGUCAGUUAGCUGAAGUGCUAAUAAAGGUCAAAGUUUGAGACAUAGACUGCGUUUCAGGGACGCAGUGGGCGGGGCUUGUUGUAUUCUAUCGUUAUACUUUAUGCAUUCUAUUUAGUGCGGCUCUCUCGUUUCCGGUUCUUUUGCUACACUCGCAAUGAUGUUUUUUACAGUCUGUCUCGGUAAACGCUCCAGAGAUAAACAUCAGAGAUGUAUCUUAGCAAACCUUGUGAGAUGUCUCUGAGCUGUGAAGCUUUGGAAGCUUAAAGAGCUGUGAAAGUUUUGAAGACGCAGUGCUCAGAAUUUGUUGUUGAAAAUGUUCUGUGGUAAAUAUACUCGCUGUACGGACUAACGUACGCAGUGUUUCCGGAAAACGCAAGAGCCGGACGAUUUCAGAACAUUUCUCCUCGACUUUUACUUCGUUUUCCUUGAGUUCUUCAUUUUUCUGCCCUCUAGUGGACACGCAGAAGUAUAAACCAGGUCGCGCUGUUCGUCCAAGCUUCAGCACUUCGGCAGACCGCGUCUCGUUUCACGCUUUGUGUCCAGAGCUGCUUUUAUCCCAUUUCUGAUUUUAAAAAAAUAAAUAACUACCCCUGUCUGGUCCUCGUGUUCGAAUGCGACAUCGCUGCUAACUUCCGUGAAGUUGUGUGUCGGAGUAUUUUGUAUCAGGAAAUUCUUAUUUUUCCUUUUGUUUUGGUCACUGGAAAUAAACGUAACCAUCGGCUCUGCAUUUCCUGUUUAAAAUCGAGGUUGAUGGAGCGCUGGGUGAUGAUCAGAACUCCUGAAACGGGUCUUCUUCUUCUUCUUCUUUUUCUUCUUCUUCUUCUGCAGUCUUGUGCACUGAAUCUUUUUUCUUUUCUGUUGUCCUUCACUCGGACGACAGUGAGAUCAGAGGAGUGUGUGUUACGCCGCUUUAAAGGAAACGUCUCCUAUUUAUAAUAGGGUAAAUUUUUUCAGAUGUAACGUGGAUGCAGGAAUGUGGUAGGGCUUUUUGCCUAAAAUAAUGGCACCUUUUUUGUUACGCUUUCCACCAGUUUUAUGGUAACUGGUGUCCCAGUGUUGAAUUGUAUCGCCUGUGUGUGUGUGUGUGUGUGUGUGUGUGUCUUUUAUUAAAAGAUGCAGAUCAUCUCUUGACUGUUUAAAGUUUAAACUUCGCUUUCUUCCAUAAUUUCUGGUCAAGAUUAAUAUGAAGUACAUAUUAAAGCUCUAGAUAGUUGACAGUGUUGGACUAGUGAGAACGCUUCUCGCUACAGUAGCGCUCAAUGUGCAAAAGUAAGUGCCCCCAUAGGCGCUGAUUUCACAUCACUGUUCCACUGGAAUUUUGAAAUGUUGAGUCUAAAGAUAAUUCAACUAAAAAUUAAAAAAUAUAUAUAUUUUUUAAAUAAAUAAGCAGUAAACCAGGUGCUGUAUCCACAAAAAAAAUUAAUACAUUCUUACACUUUUACUAAAGAUGAAUUUAGAGAAGACAUUAAACAUGAAACCAUUAAGUCUCAUUGAUUUUAAACUGAAUUAUAAAUCACUGGUUCUUUUGAAUAAACAUCAAAUAAGACAGUAUUGUCUUACAUUUUGUCAAGUGUAAAAUAAAAUUGAUAAUUGUAAUAGAAAACGAUUUCCUUGAAAGAUUUUCAAGACUGAAUAAAAUUUAAACAGAUGUUUACGCAUAAAACCUGCAUUUUGCACGAAUGCAUCAGCUAUCUAAAUCAUUAAUAUGUUAAAAUGUUAAAUCUCUAGAAGAAAAUGUGAGGCUUUAAACACAAUUCAAGGCUGUUUUAAGUGAUUUUUUUUUUGCUAGUAGUCUUGGCCAAGGUGUGUGUGUGUGUGUGUGUGUGUGUGUGUGUGCGCAUGUGUUUGUGUUCGUUCCUGCUGUACCUCAGCUGUAGCUUUUUAUUUUAAAUAAAAGGAGGACGUGAGAAGCUGUCUUUCCUCUUUUAUUAUUACAACAGCUUCACUGCUACAAACUGGAUCUUACAUUUGAUUACAGCUUCUAAUCCUCGGCUUUCUCUAAUCUCAGCAUGUGAGAUUUUUUUUAUUCUUAGAUUUAUUCAGCGCAGAUGUUUCAGUUUUUUUAUCCGUUUAUCCUCUUACUGUGAUUUGUGUGUUGGAUCAGCUCGGCUCUGAGUCAUGCCUGCACGAUGCUUUUAUAUCAUUAGAGUGUGUGUGUGUGUGUGUGUGUGUGUGUGUGUGUGUGUGUGUGUGUGUGUGUGUGUGUGUGUGUGUGUGUGUGUGCGCCUGCGAGUAUGUGUGCGCGUGUGUGUGUACAUCUGAUCUUCUGCCCCCUGCUGGUCCUCUGAUGUUUUACUGGAUAUUAACUCAGUUUUUGAAGCCACAAUUCUGAAGAAGUCCAGAGAGGACAUUUUUUUAAUCUUUUCUUGCGCCGAACAAUAACCAUAAAAAUUAAUAUCCUGAGUAUUUUAAAAAAUUUUUUUUGCCUCAGUAAGGUCAUGAUUAUUUCACAGUUGUUCAACAAGUUAAUUUCAUUUAACUUCUUUUAGAGUGCAGGUUAUAAGCCUGUAUUCCUAAAAAAAAAAAAAAAAAAAAAAGGAUAAAUCACUUGGUUAAUAUAAUCAAACUCUGACAUUUUUCUCACACAGUUAGACUCUAAAAAGUUAAAUUCAAAAGUAAUAUAUUUUUAAUUGAAUGUGGCAGAUUGAGCACACAGAGUGCUGUCAGUAAAUAAAUGAAUUAAAUAAACAAAUACUACAGUUUUACUAAGUGAAACCACAGGAGUAUUUUCACAUUAAGCUGCAUAUUAAACUCUUACAAUUUAAUAAUACAAUUUAAGAGCAUCAUGUUACUUAACUCAAUGUUAAAACAAUAACCCAGAACCACCAAAAUUUCUCCCAAUAUGUUAUUGAUCAUAACUGCUGCCUCCUAUUAAAAGAAUGACUCCAUAAACUUUGUAUAAGGUUGUUCUGUUAUGUGUAUUAAAGUUUAUAGUAGGGGGGAAAAGCUUAAUGUGAAGAUAUAUGAAGAUAUAUGCUCAUUCUUUGGAAAAUAGAGAGCACUUGUGAUCAAUUAAGUGCAAGAGAAAUUUAACCUGCGUUAUGAGUUCCUGUAGAGCUGGAAACAUGAAAAUUAUUGUGCUUUAUUUGGUAGAUAGCGUUCAUGACAAGGUGAGUGUGUGAGAUUUUUUUUUAUAAAGUCCCCCUUUUUUUUAAAAAUUGUUUAUCUCAUUGCACGGCCUCUCUGGACCUCUGCAUGCACAAUUCUUUACUUCUGAGGAUCGCUGGUCGUGAUGGUGUGCAUGCUCGCCGGGCGUGUGUGUAUAUAUACGACCCUGACAGCAGCUGAUGUUGAAUAUUUUUACGUCUGUAUUAGACAUUUCCUUUGCAAAUCUAUUGUUCGAUUUAACUGUAUAAAAUAAAAGAUGGUACACAUCCGUCAGUUUAUACAGACACCGCCAUCGUAUAGAUGGAAUUUUACUGCAGUUUUAUGAUCAGCUAUAUUUAAAUACAUAGAUAUUUAUCAGAGAUUUAAAAUUUAAAAAAAAAAAAAAAAAAAGGUGAAUUAUCUUUUGGUAGAAAUAUGAACUGUAUUUUAAUGCACUGAACAGAUUUGCUGUUUCGUAUCUUUGCUGUUUGCUGUUUCGUACCUUGGAGAAGGUCUGAGCCGCUGUGAAGCCCACGCUGAUGAUGGGAAAUUAACGUAAAGGUUAUUAAAGGCCAUAUUCUGUAUCUGCAUGCUGAGGUAAUAAAGCGGAUUUGUCCUCAAA
Molecule: messenger RNA, 9687 nt
Organism: Pangasianodon hypophthalmus (striped catfish)
Lineage: Eukaryota; Metazoa; Chordata; Actinopteri; Siluriformes; Pangasiidae
Gene: rc3h2
Product: ring finger and CCCH-type domains 2
Exons: 19
Coding region: 487-3588 (1033 amino acids)
Molecular function (GO): metal ion binding
Source: RefSeq, a predicted model, not a curated record